Molecule: messenger RNA, 1763 nt
Organism: Branchiostoma belcheri (Belcher's lancelet)
Lineage: Eukaryota; Metazoa; Chordata; Leptocardii; Amphioxiformes; Branchiostomatidae
Exons: 7
Coding region: 445-1167 (240 amino acids)
Molecular function (GO): calcium ion binding
Source: RefSeq, a predicted model, not a curated record
UCCGUCACCAGGGCGGGCACAUCGUUCACACAGACAAUGCGCGCCAGUUUACACGUUUGUUUACCGCCGGGCGAUCACGGGAAGUUCUGACUCCUGCUUCCUCGAACAACAACGGAUACCGUGUGUCUUCUGUCAGAGAAUCAAACGUGGCGGCGAAAAACAAGAUACUCUGUGUCCUGAUUCGUUGGUGGAUGAAAUACUAGUACUAGUAAUUGUCACCUGUGCUCAUCUGUGAAGACUGUUCCAGCGGCUCUUGUUAUCUGUACAGAGGUAGCAGUGGACUGAGUCUAGUCCGGCAAGACUGAAAGCCUUGUAGUCGCCUCCAUUCUUAGGAGGUAAGUCUUAGGUCUCAGCACAUUGGAGGGUGACGUGAGCACUGAACGGAAGAUUACUGAUACAGAAAACAUCUUGCCUGUUGUGGAUACACCGCCCUGCUGGAAAAAAAUGUCAGCAGACCUGACGAACGGGCACGCGGGAGAGCCUUCGGCGGGGCAGGACGCGCCUCUGUCCGAGCGGGAAAGGCUGGACCAGGCGGCACAGGACUGGGUGGCGGGCGUGAAGGAACGGGAGGAGCUACGGAAGCAGAUCCAGGAGAAAGACUCGGAACUGCAGGCCGCACAAAAGAAGGUGUACGAGCUGAUGAAGAAAGUUGAGUCCUUAGAGGGGAGACUGGAGCUUCGCGAGCUGAACAUCCGGGCCCAGGCGUUAAUGGUGAACCACAGCGCUGCCAAUGAUCUUCCCAAGAAGCGAAGACACCCGAAGAAGCGCAGGAAGAAGAAGGCCGCAAAGGACAAGGGUAAGGAAGAGAAGGAGGAGGAGGAGGAAGACGAGCAGGACACCUACAGAUACUACACGGAAAUCGCUGAGAAGUUCCCCAACAUGAAACUUUCCACCAUCCUAGACGCAGAGAAGAAGUUCGUAGCGGCAGACGAGGACGGGAACGGGACAAUCGACGAGGACGAGCUUGAGAAGAUCCUGGACACGGAAAACACGAUGUUCACCAAGGACCAAGUCAAAAGCAUCAUGAAGGAGGUGGACUCGGACGAGACGGGCAACUUGGAUUUCUUGGAAUGCCUGGCGGUUAUGGAUCGUCUCCAGUCCCACAGAAAGACAAACCUUCCCUCCUCACUGCAGAACAACAAAAGCAAUGUCUGCGUAGUGCAGUAAGCCAGCCGAUCGCUAGAGGACGUUGGCGUGUACUAGUACUAGUAUUGUCGUCAACGCUGUGAAUUUGGUCGAACAUGGGUCCUCUGCCAUAAAUAUGUCCCAAACAUUUGUACAUUUCUAUAAGUUUAUAUGUAAACAUCCUUUCAUGUAUUCUUCUAUAUACUUUAUAAUUUCGAAAGAGUAAUAAUGAAAAGCAAAUAAGGGCUAAGAGCUUAAACAUGAAUUUCUGUAGAAUUUACACAUUGAGUAAAUAUGUAGUUCAUAUUGCUCCUUGUAGUAAACGUUAGUAACAGAUAACGAGAGUAAUUGUAGAGGACAAAAUCUGUGCAUUAGUUAUGCAAGUUUGAGUUUCAAUGUUCAUAUGUACAAAAGCAGGCUAUUAUGCACUUUUCGGAUGUUUGAAGAUCAACCUGUCACAGCUUUUUAUUAUUGGACUUAGCAUUUCUGUAAGUUGUGUUUAUAGAUAACCUGGCUACUAGUGUAAUAUGCAUUCAGUCAACCCUCUUCUUUUGUAUUCUUUGCCUGUCCAAGACAGCUUUCAUAAAUCAGGAGCAUAUUAAAACUUUUUGUAUAGACGUUAUCAAAUAUUAAAUGCA